Pangasianodon hypophthalmus (striped catfish) is the source of this 2750-nucleotide messenger RNA. RefSeq lists its product as uncharacterized. Gene Ontology annotation, cellular component: cell surface. The transcript has 16 exons. NCBI's taxonomy places the organism in Eukaryota, Metazoa, Chordata, Actinopteri, Siluriformes, Pangasiidae. Bases 126 to 2492 code for a protein of 788 amino acids. Gene Ontology annotation, biological process: cell-matrix adhesion. The record is from RefSeq and is a predicted model, not a curated record.
UCAUACAGGAAACUGUGAGUAUUUGUUUGAUGUACCAUUACACAGGGUUGUCAGCACAAACACUGCCCCCUGUCUCUUGGCUAAAAAAUUGAGGAUCUGUACUAAAAUCACUUCUAUAUGUAUAUAUGUAUGUAUGUAUAAAUGUGUGUUUGUGUGUGCUUGUGAGCAGGGUGUCUAUCCUGGGGGACAACUACAAUUUUUCCACAACUGAUUUCACCCCAGCUGAUGUGUAUAGCUCCAUAAAAGUGUAUCUGAACAGCAGCGAUGGCAGCCCCCGCUGCUAUAACUCCUCAGAUCCUCUUCUGAACUCCACCGCCUGGUUUGCUGACAACAUCGGAUUCUUCAUCACUUUCAUUAACCUCGCUGACCUGCAGUCAUUCCUAACAGGAAACAUGACGAGUGCGUUCCUGCAGAACGCAGAAAAUCUUCAGCUGUUCAACAACUCAGGAAUUUCAGCCAGUGUCCUGGAGUACUACACAACAGAGUUAUACAUCCAGAAUCCUGACUUCAGCCCACUCGGUUUGCCAGCUGAGCUGCUGUGUCGAACUCCUUCCUCCAUGUUUGUUCACCUUGGAGAUGCAGACAUCAAGACCAUCCUGACGAGCAUCAACAACUUCUGCACAGAAAUGAAUCCAGAGGUCACAGCGGUGCUGGUAGCAAAGUUCCCCAAUGUAUCUGCAUCCACCAUCCAAUCUUUGGGCAGCCAGUGUGUGGGCCUGACUGUGGGCCAGAUAAGCUCCACCCCCUCCAGUGUGAUAAACAGUGCUCUGUCUACACUCAGUAACAUCAGUGGCUGGGACCAGGGCCAAGUGAAUGCCCUGAUCCAGAGCAUCAUUAGUGCGGGCUUUAAUAUCAGCAGUGCCUCCUCUCUGGAGUCCCUGGGAACACUCCUCGGUGGCGUUCCCUCUGCAACCAUCUCCAUCAUCCCAUCGUCUCAGCUUCUGUCUUUAUCGCAGAAUCCAGCAUUCAUCAAUAACAUUCUGUCAGCACCAGUUAUUCUGCAAAAGACAUUUGUCCAGAAGGUAAUCUCUGUAGACCAAACUGAAGUGCUACAGAAUGUUCCGGAUGCACUCGUGAUGUAUAUUCCACUUGUUCUACUGACCUCACUGAGCUCUGUUGACGUUUCACUCAUCAAUAACAAGAGCUGGAGUCACGAACAGGCUAUGAUGUUGUUUGGUGCAGUGGCCAAUGCCAGUGAUAAUCCAGAAGACCUGUCAGCAUCAAUACUGCAGGGAUUUACCUGCAGCUCACUUCAGACUCUCCCACAGCAGAAAGCCAAAGAUCUAGUCAAAGCCUGUAGACCACGUGCAGGCAGAGACAAGGUCCUCCUGAAAGAGGCUCAGCUGACCUGCAUGUACAACUACGUGAAAGACGAUCCAUUUGUUAGCUUUACUGACGUCCCCUCUGAUAUGCUUCUGUACUACAGCUAUGAGAAGAUACAGAAGGAGAACUGCCAGUCAUAUUUCAGUGCCGUGGGCAGAGCAGAUUUCUCCGUUCUUUCCCACGGCCUUGACAAAAAGACCAUCCUGUUCAAUGAUGCAAAGGACUGCCUGGGUAUAUCUGGUGUGAGCCUGACCAGUUAUCAGGUGGAGGUUCUGGGGAAUAUGGCCUGCACACUGGACUCCUCCUACAUCCAGAACUCUCACCCUCUCAUGUUGGAGAAACUGAAGAACUGUGGAGAUCUUUCUGAUUCUCAGAUCACUGCUGUACAGUCUUUGCUCCUCAGUGGGAACACCGCUUAUGGUAAUCCCUCAACGUGGAAUGAGCAGACCGUGGAGCAAAUCGGCAUCCUGGCUGUCUAUUUCAAAUCAGACCUCUGCAACGCACUUAGCUUUAAUGUAAGGAGGAAGUUCUUUUCAGUCCUGAGGAAGCAGAAGAUCCCGAUGAAGAAGCUGAGGACAUUCUUUACAGAAUGCAACUCAGAAAGUGCUACAGUGAGCAACAUCACAGCGGUGACAAUUGCAGAUGCGUCGUUUCCUUUCGGCUUUAACUCCACCCAGUUUGAUCUGUAUCUGGACAUCGCUGUCCUGCAGAACAACCUGGCAGCCAUCACUGAGAAAGUGGUGGACACCAGCCUCCAGACCGUCAUUCUGAACAAGUUAAACCAGAUUUACCCAUCAGGCCUUACUGAUGGUGUGCUGCAGCUACUGGGAUCCGCUUCUCGUGUGGCCACUAUUGAUGACAUUAGCAAGUGGAACAUUACCAUAAUUGACACACUGUCUUCUUUGAUAGACUCAAAUGAUGGACUCUGGGAACCAGAAAAGGUAAUAGAAGGGUGUGUGUGUGUGUGUGUGUGUGUGUGUGUGUGUGUGUGUGUGUGUGUGUGUGAGACCUGUAAAAAAUUUUUUGGAUUGAUUACUACUGUGGGUACAACCACAGUGUUGUCUUCAUGUGUAUUACAACCAAUUUGUGAAUUAAGACCAUGUUUUCAACACCUCUGGGAGAAACAGAGAAAGAGAUUGAGAUCGUCUGAGAUCCUUCAAAGAAAGUGAGACAAUAUCUGCCAUCCUUCAUAGAGGGUGAGAGGGAUUAUCUCUGAUCCUUCAGAGAGAGGGAGAGAGAGCGUCUCUGAUCCUUCAGAGAGAGAGAGAGAGAGAGAGAGAGAGAGAGAGAGAGAGAGAGAGAGAGAAAUUUUAGUAUGAAGGGAAGUGUUUACAUUUCCUACAGUUGGUGUAGAAGAAGAAGGUGGAGCUCCAGGUCUGGUCUUUAUCUUAAACUUAAAGUAUGUCAGAGCUUGUUUAAACCAGUAA